AUGAUAGAAAACCUUAAAGUACUACAAAUAAACCUAAACAAAAACCCACGCACUACAGAAUCAACGCUACAACUAGCAAUCGAGCUUAAAGUGGAUAUUAUUGCAAUCCAAGAGCCGUGGAUUGCACCUUCAGAUAGCAAUAACUACGAAGCCCCAAGAUCAAUAGCCCACCAAAGCUUCUACCAAAUCUUUCCAAAAGCAGACCCUAACCUCCGCCCAAGAGCUCUAUUUUAUAUAUCUAGAUAUCUAACAGCAGAGGUUAGCCAGCUAGAGGAGAUAGAUGACCCCGACGCCAUUGCUAUCACGAUCCAAGAAGGACGCUUAAAGUUCAAUAUCUACAACCUACCAAUAUCUACCCUGCUGCUAAUGGACGCCAACGAGCACCACCCGUGGUGGGACCUAGGCUGCAAAACUAGCCGAGACGGCCAGCUACUAGCAGACUGGAUAGAAGACCAGAACCUUAGUCUUCUUAACACGCCAGGAGCCACUACCUUCUUUAGAUCGAAUAUGUCUCGAGAAACAACAAUAGAUCUAUCUAUCGCUACCCCAGAUCUAGAAGACAAAGUAAAAGACUGGCAGAUUACAACAGAACCUGGAUCUGAUCACCAUGGGAUACUCUUCUCAAUCCAGACAACAAAGCACCUAGUUAAUAACCCUGCUAGACAAACAAGAUACAAUAUAAAAAGGGCAGACUGGGACCUAUUUAGAGAAGAGCUAGGUAGAGCUAUACAGAACAACGUAGCCCUACAAUCACUAGAUCAGAUCAACCAACCAAGAAAAGCAGAUUCAAGAAACCUACUCCUAGGCCAAGAUAACGAGCUUAAGCUGCAACUAGAAGCAAUUGGCACAGCAAUUACGCUAGUUAUCCAACAAGCCGCAGAUAAAGCUAUUCCACAACUAAAGCUAGGGCCAAAAGCAAAGCCC
Bipolaris victoriae FI3 is the source of this 924-nucleotide messenger RNA. RefSeq lists its product as hypothetical. The transcript has 2 exons. Lineage: Eukaryota; Fungi; Ascomycota; Dothideomycetes; Pleosporales; Pleosporaceae. Gene Ontology annotation, molecular function: catalytic activity. The record is from RefSeq and is a predicted model, not a curated record. The annotation marks the transcript as partial.